AUGACAGGACAACAGCUAUGCCAAACCAACCGGGUUGCACAGCGCGGCGUUGUGGGUAUCGCUCAUUCUAGUUUCCUCACGACGCAAUUAUCAGAAAAGCCUUUAGGGGAAGAUGGUGUCGGAGAUUCCAGGAACGCAAAGGAGGAAGAAGGUCAGCAUGUUGGUGGGAGUCCUUGGAUUGAGAGCCGACAAAUCGAUGAUUAUGGCCUCAUCCUUGGGGAUAUUCUUACAAUUAUUCUUGCCUCCCAAUUAAUGGGUCUUCUUGAUGCCUUGAAUGCCCCAGACUUUGCCCAACAGGGAGGUUGGUUCCAACCCAUUCCAUCAGUUCCAUCGACGCUUGGAACACUAGUCGAACGCAUCUCAACGCUGAGCUUGGUAUGGCUCCUGUCAGCAUUUUCGGAAGAAGAAUCAUACACCUUCGAUGCCAUUGAAAACGAAAAGUCAUCUAUUUUCGUCGCCUUGACUAUAGCAGUCAACUUUGUGGCCCUGCGUUGCAUAUUGGCAGUGGUCUUGGCGGCGACUAGUGGAGGCAGCACUUUUGACGGCAACAUUUUCGACAGCAAACAACUGGUACUAGUUUUGCGUGAUUGCUAUUUUGUGGUCUUAGGUUUGCCUACCUUUCGAUUCAUAUAUACCAAAUAUUGGCCUCGAUGA
Messenger RNA from Cylindrotheca closterium, 654 nucleotides. The record is from the annotation of a GenBank genome assembly. Lineage: Eukaryota; Bacillariophyta; Bacillariophyceae; Bacillariales; Bacillariaceae.